AUGAAACACUCCGUCAAUCUCAGGGCGGCAGCUGUUGCUGCUGCCUUGGCAAUCGCAGUCCUUCCUUCCAAUGGCACAAUUGUCAAGAGGGCCUCAGCUGCCUCUUCCGAAUCGUUCAACGACCCGGAGAGCUGCAAGGACCUUCCCAAUCUUCUUGAGCAGCUUCUGUCUGCAGGUGCUGCACUCGAUGGCAAGCCGCUUGUUACCAGCGACACAUAUGCUCUCUACUAUCCCGCGGGCUCCAACCCCUCUGCCAAAGAGCUGUACGAAGCCAUUCCUGAGUCGGCCUAUGGUCCCUUCGAUGACAAAGAGGGUGCCAUCUCGGCAUCCAAUGGAUGGGGCAAGGACACCGCCGUGGCUGACCAGGGCUACGGCGAAGAGGCUCACGCCUCCUACGGCACCGAGGGUGGCCUUCCUGCCUUUUGUCGAGUCGGAGGUAUGUUCGAGACCACUCCUGGUGGCAACAAGGCCCAGUUCGAAGUCUGGAUGCCCUUAGUCGACGACACCACCGGCAAGGAGCGACCCAAAUCCGACAACAACGCUAUCGACACAAAGCAAAACAGACCUCCCGAAGAGCACAAAAUUGUUUCCGCCUUGUCUAGCUUCAAGGGUGCUUGUGCUGAUGCCUGGAACAAGCGCCUGGUUUUCAUCGUUGGCGGUGGUCAGCGUGGUGCUGUCGCAUACCCAGAGAUGAAGCAGACCAUGGCUCGAUACCGCACCGCAGUUGCAGGUACCAACAUGGGUCACUUUUCGGCUCAGAAUGGCAACAAGUGGCUGCCCGGGAACCCUAAUGGCUGGACUGACUGGGCUCAUCGAGCUGUUCAUAUUUCAAACCAGGUUGCUCAGGUUGCCGUCGAAGCAUUUUUCGGUGUUGCUCCAAACAACAGGAAGGGCAAGACGGUGCUCUCGCCCCUCGGGGCAGAGUCAAAGGAAGUAUUCUACACCUAUUUUAAAGGUUGCAGCACCGGUGGUAGGGCUGCUAUGGCUGCUGCUCAAAGGUACCCUCAUGACUUCGAUGGCAUCAUUGCUGGCAGUCCCGCAUUUGACUUCAACCACUUGAAGGCCUUUCAGAUCCACAUCAACAGCUUUUUGGCCGUCAACACUAGCGCCGGCUACAUCCCUCAGGAGGCGUAUCCGCUCAUCAACCAGGCUGUGCUCAAGUCUUGUGAUAAAGCGGAUGGUGUUGCCGACAGGGUUGUGUCCUUCCCUCGGCAGUGCAAGCCUGACUUUUCUAAGCUCAUUGGCUGCAAGAGUCUCGGUCUGACCCCUGUCAACCUCAAAGACACUUCGCAAGGCACAGCCAAGCAGGUAAGUACAGCUGCUAAGCCCCUUGGGGUCUCGGACCUCAUUGAGUCUAAGGCAGCUCCCGGUCCAGGCUUGUCAGGUAACCCUAGCCCUGGAAACGGGGGAACAGCGGUGUCUCGGAAAGAUCCGAAGACUCCCAUCUUACCCAGAGGUGUCACCUCGGAGCCUCCUGUGGAGCCUAGGAAGCCGCCUGCCGAUGCCACAAAACCCACUACCCCCGAUGCUACCACGAAGGGAAGCGAGAUCGAAGUGCCUGCCGGCGACAACUCGUCUAUGAAGGCUGCUGUCGUCAAGCUUGCUGACGACAAAACCAAGCCGGUCAAGGACGCUUCGGGUGCGAACAACGGCAAGAAGGGCAGUAAGAAUAAGGAGGACGCUCCACAGUGUCUCACCGAUACUCAGCUCGAGACCUUGGCCAACCUUUACAAGCCUUACACGAUCGACGGUCAGCUCAUCAAUGAAGGUGUUCUGCCAGGUAGCGAAUUCGGCUGGAGCCAGAUCAAUGCCAUCACUGGUAAAUACGGUCCUUCACCCUCCGGUUGGUUCCACUAUCAAGUGAUGGGAGACAAGGUCUACAACGAGGACAGCUUCGAUGCAGGAAAAGACGUCACUCCAGCCCUCAUCGUGCAAGGCGAGCGUUCCGAUCCCGGCGAGACCAUCACCUUCAACCCCGACCUCAGCCCCUUCUUCGACGCAGGGGGCAAGCUCAUGCACUACCACGGUCUAGCUGACGCUCUCAUCCCUCCCCUCAUCUCCUCUCGCUACUACGAGAUGGUCAAGAAGAAAGUCGGUAACAAAAUCAAGGACAGCUACAGACUCUACAUGAUCCCAGGUAUGCUUCACUGCCGAAGCGGUACAGGAUGCUUCAACUUUGGUGGUGCUGGACAGGUCGAAGCUGGCAGCCGUCCUCUGAGAUACGACAACAAGCAUGAUAUGUUCCUUGCGCUCAUUGACUGGGUCGAACUCGGUAAAGCUCCGACCGCGCUUAUUGGUGCUGCGUACAAGAACAAGAAUGGUGGUACCCCGACUAGUAACAGUGACGAUACGGCUUUCGGUAAUGGGUUGCGCUUCACUCGUCCUCUCUGCCCUUACCCCACGGAGGCUCGUCUGAAGAAGGGUGCGGUUGGCGACACUGGCGUCGCUAGUUCUUUCGAGUGUGCUUGA
This is a messenger RNA of Ustilago hordei, 2469 nucleotides long. RefSeq lists its product as uncharacterized. The coding region runs from base 1 to 2469 and encodes 822 amino acids. NCBI's taxonomy places the organism in Eukaryota, Fungi, Basidiomycota, Ustilaginomycetes, Ustilaginales, Ustilaginaceae. The transcript has a single exon. The record is from RefSeq and is a predicted model, not a curated record.